AUGGCCCUACAUCAACGUGUCGUUGCUUUAGCACUGAAGAAGUUACACGAACACAAGGAAUUCAUCCAGGAGCCGCCCACAUCUUGCGACGAAGAGGACAACUGGGGAGACACAGGAAAAACGCUCUUCAAGAUGAUUCGAGAACAGGUACUGAUCGACGGCAAGACAGGCAGGGUGGCCUUUGAUGAACACGGUGACCGCACUCACGCCGAGUACUCGAUCGUCAACGUCCAGGAGCGCAGAAUGCUAGCGAUCGUUGGAGACUUCCUUCAUCAGGAGGCUGGGGAUGCCAUGAACCUGUCGCUGAAUUUGUCAAGCAUCGUGUGGCCUGGAAGCUCCCGCGCACAGCCCAGGGGAUACUCAAUGCCAACACACCUCAGGGUGAUGACCAUCCAGGAGACACCUUUUGUGUACGCGGAACCUGUCACCGACACCCAGAUGUGUUUAGCUGAGGACGAGGUGUUGUGUCCCUUCACCAAUACUUCUACACAAGGGGCCUUAACCUGUACCAAUAUGGCGAGUUCGUUGCUCUUUGUAUGGGCCGUGGGCCGUAAGUUGCGGCGUCUUAAGGAGUUACUGGCAGAGGGAAGUGGUCCACCAAUGUUCGACUCGCCCUGA
Molecule: messenger RNA, 618 nt
Organism: Penaeus vannamei (Pacific white shrimp)
Lineage: Eukaryota; Metazoa; Arthropoda; Malacostraca; Decapoda; Penaeidae
Source: RefSeq, a predicted model, not a curated record